CUCUAAAAAAACACCGCUCUAAUUCAUAAAUAUAAAAAAGAUCCUCUGAGGAGGGCACUUUUGUGAUGGCAACUUCACUUCUAGGGGAGGAGCCGCGAUUAGGUUCGACACCUUUAGCUAUGCUGGCUGCGACGUGCAACAAGAUCGGAUGCCCUUCUCCAUCCGCGAUCUCGGAUAAUACGUCGAGCUUCGGUAAGGGAUUUCACCCGUGGAAGCGCGCCGCGGCGAGCAGCUGCAGUCUGGGCUCGGGUUUAUCCUCCAGCUUUGGCGUGACCAGAAACGGCGGCGCUCUGGCGGACUCGUUCGGUGCGAGUGGCACAACGGCGUCCAGCGCUUUCUCACUGACACCAGGUACCUCCUCCAACUCGCAUCUCGGCAACGACUACCCCGUGUUCCAACCGCCGGCGUCGAGCGCCUCGCAGGAAGCCGGACACCAGCCCGUGUUCAUCUCCAAAGUGCACGCCAGUGUGGACGGCUUACAAGGCAUCUAUCCGCGCAUGAGCGUUGCGCACCCGUACGAAUCGUGGUUCAAGUCGUCGCACACAGGGCUGCCGACGGGCGAUGUCGGUGCCACGAGCGCUUCCGCCUGGUGGGACGUUGGCGCAGGAUGGAUUGACGUUCAGAACGCCAACGGCGCCGCUGCGCUCCAGACGCCGCUGCACUCAGGAGGACUCCAAUCGUCUUUGCAUUCGCCGCUCGGAGGCUACAACUCGGACUACUCCGGUUUGAGUCACUCUGCUUUCAGCACCAGUGCGUCACCGCACCUGCUGACCAGCGGACAGCACAUCAUGGACGGCUUUAAGCCUGUACUCUCUUCCUACCCGGACUCGAGCCCAUCUCCUCUGGGCGGCGCAGGAGGUGCCAUGCUGAGCGCGGCCCCGUCUGCUUCACUGGCUGGCUCACCCAGGUCAUCUGCGCGCCGCUACUCGGGCCGCGCCACGUGCGACUGCCCUAACUGCCAGGAGGCAGAACGCCUCGGACCUGCAGGUGCGAGUUUGCGCCGUAAAGGCCUUCACAGCUGCCACAUCCCCGGUUGCGGCAAGGUGUACGGCAAGACGUCGCACCUGAAAGCGCAUCUGCGGUGGCACACGGGCGAGCGGCCUUUCGUAUGCAACUGGCUCUUCUGCGGCAAGCGCUUUACGCGCUCCGAUGAGCUCCAGCGGCACCUGCGCACGCACACAGGAGAGAAGCGCUUUGCGUGCCCCGUGUGCAACAAGCGCUUCAUGCGCAGUGACCACCUGAGCAAACACGUGAAGACCCACAGCGCAGGCGGCUCCGCGGGCUCUGGUUCGGGCGGCAGCGGCGGAAAAAGGGGCAGUGACACCGACAGCGAGCACAGUGGGCCUGGCAGCCCUUCAUGCAACUCCCCCGAACUGCUCCGGCCCGCCGAAGCACUUCCGCCGAGUCUGACCAGCCGCGCCAACUCCCUCGAUUAAAGUGCUUAAAAUGACACUGGAUCGGAAGCGGCAGGGUUCGUGACCUUCACACACAAGGUCCUGACGUUUACUAAGAAAUCAUCGAGGAGCCAGAUUCACCUCGACGUUAUCAAGACAUAAACUUGAUGAUAACGCAAAAAAAAAGAAAAGAAAAAAAAGAAAAAAAAAGUCAGCUUUGUCCCGGACAAACCCUGUGACGCAGUUGCAGGAAAGAAGAGAAAACUUUUGAGGAGAAUCUGGGCAUAAGACGAAUUUGCUCCAGAGGCCCGUUUUAACGGAUUCGUAUCGGAUCCAGUUGAAUUCGUUAAAUCCAAGUUUUGAAAAGUGAAUUCACUGAAAGGGCCAGCAAUGUUCACUUCUGUUCUGUUUCCUCAAAAUAAAACAGUGGCACUUUAUUCAUAAACACUCCUGAAUAUUCACUUGUGUGGCAACAAAAAUUAAAAAUACGUUGUAAUGUUGCCGAGUCUUUUGUUCAAAUUAAUUUCUUUAAUAUUGGGGGAAAAAAAGCAUAGCAUAUAAUGUCGCACAUUGGUCUUUAUUCAGGAAGAAUCUUGAAAAAGCUGACAAUAUUUGUAUGAAAUUUAGGCUACUUAUUUGCUAUUGCUGAAAA
Molecule: messenger RNA, 2046 nt
Organism: Neoarius graeffei (lesser salmon catfish)
Lineage: Eukaryota; Metazoa; Chordata; Actinopteri; Siluriformes; Ariidae
Gene: sp8b
Product: sp8 transcription factor b
Exons: 2
Coding region: 66-1436 (456 amino acids)
Biological process (GO): regulation of transcription by RNA polymerase II
Molecular function (GO): RNA polymerase II cis-regulatory region sequence-specific DNA binding; DNA-binding transcription factor activity, RNA polymerase II-specific
Source: RefSeq, a predicted model, not a curated record